UUCACUUCGUCUAGGACUCCAUCCUAUGACGUCAUGCUGCCCACUUACAGUGGUACAGGCAUGGAUGGGAAGAAAUGCAGCGUAUGGAUGUUUCUACCUCUUGUAUUCACUUUGUUUACCUCAGCUGGCUUGUGGAUAGUGUACUUUAUAGCUGUGGAAGAUGACAAAAUCUUGCCAUUAAAUUCAGCUGCAAGGAAAUCUGGUGUGAAGCAUGCUCCGUACAUCAGUUUUGCAGGCGACAAUCCUCCUGCGAGCUGUGUGUUCAGCCAAGUGAUGAACAUGGCUGCCUUCCUGGCCCUCGUGGUAGCUGUUCUGCGCUUCAUCCAGCUGAAACCGAAGGUUUUAAACCCAUGGCUGAAUAUCAGCGGACUGGUGGCGCUGUGUCUGGCUUCCUUCGGAAUGACCUUACUUGGUAAUUUUCAGCUCACAAACGAUGAAGAAAUCCAUAAUGUGGGGACAUCCUUGACCUUUGGGUUUGGCACAUUGACCUGCUGGAUACAGGCUGCAUUGACACUCAAAGUCAACAUCAAGAAUGAAGGACGGAGAGUUGGAAUUCCACGAGUUAUCCUGUCUGCCGUCAUCACUCUCUGUGUGGUCCUGUACUUCAUCCUCAUGGCCCAAGAUAUCCACAUGUACGCAGCCAGGGUCCAGUGGGGCCUGGUCAUGUGCUUCCUGUCAUACUUUGGCACCCUGGCUGUGGAGUUCCGGCACUACCGCUAUGAGAUUGUGUGCUCUGAGUACCAAGAGAACUUCCUGAGCUUCUCAGAGAGCCUGUCAGAAGCGUCUGAAUAUCAAACCGACCAGGUGUAACCCGUCAGUUUGUCCUUGGGGGUGCGGUGGGUGUGACGACAGGAGAGGGAUCGGGAUGAUACACUCACAGGACUCGACACAUCACCUCAUGACGCGCUUCACACACACGGACACAUAUUCAUCGUGGCCAUAUUUGCCAAAAGAGCUUUUCAGGGCAGGUUAUUUCUUUCAUGAACAAGCACAAGCUCUCAUGUGUGGAAAUACACGCUGUCACACUGAAAACAUAUGCACGACAGAGCCAGAAGCUUGUGCAUGAUCACCUCCCCGUCCCACCCUCCCAGUAUGCUCUUCACAUCUUCUCCACGUUUGAACCUGUCAUCUUCCUCCGGCAGAGUAAGGCAGGCUGAAAGGAACAUAAGAAUGAAGCCAGCUCCCUCAGCCGCCUUCAGGUCCGAAGGACUGGGAGUGAGCUUGUGGGGACUUGUGGCUCUGGGACCGAUAUUCUCCAGUGGACCCCCGAGGAGCAUCUGUCUGGAUGCACACUGUACUGAAGCUGUGAGUGUGGCCUGUGAGAGGCACGGGCAGAGCUUUCCCGCCAGGCUGCCUUCACCACUGUUCAGCCGUCGGCUUUGUGGGUCCGGGGAAAGGAACAUGGGAAAGAGGCCCGCCACCGGCAUCUGGACUUGACUCACUCUGCCUGAGAAAGAUCUCCAAGUGUGAAUGUUCACGGGAACGGGAUGCCAGGUGUGGCACGAAGCACAGCGGAGAGGGCAUGGUUUCAUUUCUGCUUCCACACUGUGUCAUGCACAGUUCUGGUUUUAUAGCUCAUGGCUUGCCUUUUUCUUUUCUUUUUUAAUGCAACUCCUGUGGGUUUCUGUAGGCCGCAUGGACAAAGAUGUGGACCAAAGGCAAGAACCUUGUUUUGGUUUCAGAUAUGACAGGGGAUGAUACCUAUGGGCUUAUUUUAAAUUUGAAGCAAAAAGAAGAAGAAAAAAAAGGAUUCUCAAAGAAGCACAAGGAAAUCUGCAUGGGGGUGGGGGUGGUGAGGUAUGGGGGCGCCUG
Peromyscus eremicus (cactus mouse) is the source of this 1812-nucleotide messenger RNA. RefSeq names its product transmembrane protein 150C (gene Tmem150c). The record is from RefSeq and is a predicted model, not a curated record. The transcript has 8 exons. The coding region runs from base 34 to 810 and encodes 258 amino acids. Lineage: Eukaryota; Metazoa; Chordata; Mammalia; Rodentia; Cricetidae.